Messenger RNA from Pteropus alecto (black flying fox), 1621 nucleotides. RefSeq names its product metastasis associated 1 family member 3 (gene MTA3). The transcript is spliced from 13 exons. Gene Ontology annotation, biological process: negative regulation of transcription by RNA polymerase II. Gene Ontology annotation, cellular component: nucleoplasm; NuRD complex. Gene Ontology annotation, molecular function: histone deacetylase binding; chromatin binding; transcription coactivator activity. Bases 142 to 1521 code for a protein of 459 amino acids. The record is from RefSeq and is a predicted model, not a curated record. Lineage: Eukaryota; Metazoa; Chordata; Mammalia; Chiroptera; Pteropodidae.
GAUUAUGUCUACUUUGAGAAUUCCUCUAGCAACCCAUACCUAAUCAGGAGGAUAGAAGAACUCAACAAGACCGCAACUGGCAACGUGGAAGCAAAAGUAGUGUGCUUUUAUAGACGACGAGAUAUUUCCAACACGCUUAUAAUGCUUGCAGACAAGCAUGCUAAAGAAAUUGAGGAAGAAUCUGAAACUACUGUUGAGGCCGACUUGACUGAUAAACAGAAACAUCAGUUGAAACAUAGGGAACUCUUUUUGUCACGUCAAUAUGAAUCUCUGCCUGCAACACAUAUCAGGGGAAAAUGCAGUGUUGCCCUUCUCAAUGAGACAGAGUCAGUAUUGUCAUAUCUUGAUAAAGAGGAUACUUUUUUCUACUCAUUGGUCUAUGACCCCUCAGUGAAAACACUAUUAGCUGACAAAGGUGAAAUCAGAGUGGGACCUAGAUAUCAAGCAGACAUUCCAGAAAUGCUCUUAGAAGGAGAAUCAGAUGAGAGGGAGCAGUCAAAAUUGGAAGUUAAAGUGUGGGACCCAAAUAGUCCACUUACAGAUCGACAGAUUGACCAGUUUUUAGUUGUAGCACGUGCUGUUGGGACAUUCGCUCGAGCCCUUGAUUGCAGCAGUUCUGUAAGGCAGCCUAGUUUGCAUAUGAGUGCGGCUGCAGCUUCUCGAGACAUUACCCUGUUUCAUGCUAUGGAUACAUUGUAUAGACACAGUUAUGAUUUGAGCAGUGCAAUUAGUGUCUUAGUGCCACUUGGAGGACCUGUUUUAUGCAGAGAUGAAAUGGAAGAAUGGUCAGCCUCCGAAGCUAGUUUAUUUGAAGAGGCACUAGAAAAAUAUGGCAAAGACUUCAACGAUAUACGUCAAGACUUUCUUCCUUGGAAAUCAUUGACUAGCAUCAUUGAAUAUUAUUACAUGUGGAAAACUACUGACAGAUACGUGCAGCAGAAACGUCUAAAAGCAGCAGAAGCUGAGAGUAAACUGAAACAAGUGUAUAUCCCAACUUACAGCAAACCAAAUCCUAACCAAAUAUCCACCAGCAAUGGCAAACCUGGUGCUGUGAAUGGAGCCGUGGGGACCACAUUCCAGCCACAGAAUCCCCUCUUAGGGAGAGCCUGUGAAAGCUGCUAUGCUACACAGUCUCAUCAGUGGUAUUCUUGGGGCCCACCUAAUAUGCAGUGUAGAUUAUGUGCAACCUGUUGGCUCUAUUGGAAAAAAUACGGAGGCCUGAAAAUGCCCACCCAGUCAGAAGAAGAGAAGUUAUCUCCCAGCCCAGCUGCAGAGGACCCCCGUGUUAGAAGCCACAUGUCUCGCCAGGCCAUGCAGGGGAUGCCGGUCCGAAACACUGGGAGCCCAAAGUCUGCAGUGAAGACGCGUCAAGCUUUCUUCCUUCACACUACAUAUUUCACAAAAUUUGCUCGUCAGGUCUGCAAAAAUACCCUCCGGCUGCGGCAGGCAGCAAGACGGCCGUUUGUUCCUAUUAAUUAUGCUGCCAUUAGGGCAGAAUGUAAGAUGCUUUUAAAUUCUUAACCUUACGUGUUGUGCUUUUGACCAUUUUUUCUUUCCCUCUCUCUUUUUUGUUUUGUUUUGGUUUUGUUUGCAAUAAACAUAAGUUCUUGUGUACAGCCUU